AUGAACGGAACCAAUGGUAUAAAUGAAACCAAACACUUCGAUAUUAUCAUCGUCGGCGCAGGCAUCUCCGGAAUCAAUGCUGCAUACCGCGUCCAAGAUCAACUCCCUGGUUACAGCUACACUAUUCUGGAAGCUCGUACCGAUCUAGGUGGCACCUGGGAUCUCUUCAAGUAUCCUGGGAUCCGUUCCGACUCAGACCUUUUCACCUUCGGCUUCCAGUUCAACCCCUGGUCCCACGAUAAUCCCAUCGCUGAGGGCUCUGCCAUCAAGGAGUAUGUACGCGACACAGCGACCAAAUACGGCAUCGACAAAAAAAUCCUCUACAACCGCCGCUUGUCAUCGGCAAACUGGUCCUCCGAUGAAAAUACCUGGUCGCUGACCGUCAACCACAAUGACUCCCAACACACCUACACCGCCCGCUACGUUAUCUUCGGCACAGGCUACUACAACUACAAGAAUCCCCUGAAAGCCGACAUCCCUGGCCUGGACGCCUUCCAGGGCCAGAUCAUCCACCCGCAGUUCUGGCCCGAGGACUUGCAGUACAAGGACAAGAAGAUCGUUAUCAUCGGUUCCGGCGCGACCGCCAUCACUCUGCUCCCCAAUCUCGCCGACCAUGCCGCCCGUGUCACAAUGCUCCAGCGCAGCCCAACCUAUAUCCUCUCCGUCCCAAACCGUUCAAGCAGCCGCUGGAUCUCCUACCUCCUCCCCAAUGCCCUGUAUGCCAGGAUGCAACGCAUGAUCUGGAUCUACACCACGCGACUCUUCUUUCUCUUCUGCCAGCGGUUCCCAAAUUUCGCGCGCUGGCUGUUAAAAUUGAAUGUACGCAAGCAAUUGCCCAACCAUAUCCCCUAUGACCCACAUUUCAAACCCAGAUACAACCCCUGGGAGCAGCGGUUGUGUGUUUGUCCCGAUGGGGACCUGUUUCGCAGUCUCCGGCAGGGCAAGGCGGAUGUCAAGACAGAUACUAUUCGUGAGGUUACGAAGAAUGGUAUUAUCUUGAAUUCGGGAGAGCAACUGGAGGCAGAUAUUAUCGUUACAGCUACUGGAUUGCGCUUGCAGAUCGCAGGUGGCUCGGCGCUAUCUGUGGACGGGAAGAAGAUUGAUGUUGGUGAUAAGUAUUUGUGGAAUGGAAUCAUGCUCCAGGAUCUGCCCAAUGCCGCUUUCGUUAUUGGGUAUACUAAUGCCUCGUGGAGCCUUGGUUCGGAUGCUACGGCUCAGUUUGUCUGUCGCUUGCUCAAGGAGCUCGAGUUGCGGAAGUUGAUCUCUGCUGUUCCCCGCUUGAAGGAGAAGGAUGCUGCUACGCUCCAGGAUCGUCCUCUCUUGAACCUCAAGUCGACUUAUGUGUCGCUUGCUGAGCGCGUCUUGCCCAAAGCUGCCGACCGCGGACCGUGGCAGCCGCGUGAUCACUACUUGAAGGACUUGAAGUUUGCUCACAGUGGUGAUAUUGACACCGGACUGGAGUUUGUGCAAGGGCCGAAUCUGCGCCUGCGCCCUAAGAUGUCCUGA
Molecule: messenger RNA, 1506 nt
Organism: Penicillium hordei
Lineage: Eukaryota; Fungi; Ascomycota; Eurotiomycetes; Eurotiales; Aspergillaceae
Product: flavin-containing monooxygenase
Exons: 1
Coding region: 1-1506 (501 amino acids)
Molecular function (GO): flavin adenine dinucleotide binding; N,N-dimethylaniline monooxygenase activity; NADP binding
Source: RefSeq, a predicted model, not a curated record